AUGUAUUUCAGUCAAUUGUAUACUAUUUUCCUUUGUCUUUGUAUCUUCCAUAGAGCACUGGCUGCUCCUCAGAAGGUUCUCAAACCUACAGAAGACCUGUUCUAUGACGCGCCAAAAGGGUUUGAAGAUGCUGAAAUAGGAACCAUUUUGAAGAUACGAAAAACUCCUCACAUGCUAAGAAGUGUCUACAUUCCUAUCAAUGUUCAGAACUCGUGGCAAAUCCUUGUUAGAUCUGAGAGUGCAGAAGGAAAUGCCACCGCAAUUGUCACUACUGUAAUCGAGCCAUAUAAUGCAGACCCUUCUAAGUUGGUUUCGUACCAAGUCGCAGAAGAUUCUUCUAGCGAAAACUGUGCUGUGUCAUACUCCCUUGAGUUUGGUGCUUCAAUGGAUACAAUAAUUGCCCAGGUAGAGAUGUACUUUAUGCAAGCAGCAUUGGAACAAGGAUACUAUGUGGUUACUCCUGACUAUGAAGGCCCCCAGGCCUCAUUCACUGCUGGUAGGCAAGCUGGGCAUGCAGUGUUGGACUCGAUAAGGGCUACUCUUGCUUCUUCCAAUGUCACCGGUGUGGACCCAGAUGCUGAAGUGGUUAUGUGGGGAUAUUCAGGAGGAUCUUUGGCUAGUGGGUGGGCUGCAGCCCUUCAGCCAAAAUAUGCUCCUGAAUUAGAGGGACAGAUUUUGGGAGCUGCUUUAGGGGGUUUUGUCACUAAUAUUACCUUGACAGCAGUUUCUGUAGAUGAUAAUAUUUUUGCUGGCUUAAUCGCAUCAGCAAUCAAUGGAUUAAUGAACGAAUAUCCCGAGUUUUCAGAAUUAGCAAAAGACAUGAUAAGACCAGAGAGAUUAGAGAAUUUCUUGAAAGCUGAUAGCUACUGUAUGGUUCCAUCUCUUAUUCACUAUGCUUUCGAUAACUUCUUUGUUGGGAAUGAUUCUUAUUUUACACAAGGGUUGGAUGUAUUCAAAAUUCCCUUUGUUCAAGACAUGAUCAACUCAAACACGCUUGCACUCAAAAACAACACAGAAAUACCACAAAUACCUCUCUUCAUCUACCAUGGAGAGCUUGACGAGAUAGUUCCUUUCUCUGGUUCCCAGAGAGCGUAUACUAAUUGGUGUGAAUGGGGAAUAGAAUCCCUUGAGUUCUCGACGGCAAUGUUGAGUGGACACAUUACUGAAUUCUUCAUGGGAGCACCAGCUGCUCUUACUUGGGUAAUAGAGAGAUUUGAAGGCAAACAGCCUGUAAAAGGUUGUCAAAAGACUCAAAGGUUGACCAAUUUGGAUUAUCCAGGCACUCCCGAAGCUCUCCAAAUCUAUUUCCAAGCUGCGUAUGAAAGUGUGUUUCAAAUGGAUGUUGGUCCUAACGGAGAGAACUUCACAAAAAGUGAUCUCCAAAGGCUUGCAAAGAGAUCAUUUAAUGGCUUUACACCAAUUGAUACUUCCAACUUAAAAAAGAGAUAG
Scheffersomyces stipitis CBS 6054 is the source of this 1449-nucleotide messenger RNA. RefSeq names its product lipase family protein. Gene Ontology annotation, biological process: lipid catabolic process. The record is from RefSeq and is a predicted model, not a curated record. Lineage: Eukaryota; Fungi; Ascomycota; Pichiomycetes; Serinales; Debaryomycetaceae. Gene Ontology annotation, molecular function: triacylglycerol lipase activity. Bases 1 to 1449 code for a protein of 482 amino acids. The transcript has a single exon.